Messenger RNA from Bombyx mandarina (wild silkworm), 804 nucleotides. RefSeq lists its product as uncharacterized. Gene Ontology annotation, cellular component: plasma membrane. NCBI's taxonomy places the organism in Eukaryota, Metazoa, Arthropoda, Insecta, Lepidoptera, Bombycidae. Gene Ontology annotation, biological process: detection of chemical stimulus involved in sensory perception of smell; sensory perception of smell. Gene Ontology annotation, molecular function: odorant binding; olfactory receptor activity. The record is from RefSeq and is a predicted model, not a curated record.
CGAACCAAUAAUGCAAUGAUUAAUUAUAGAAAGUCCAAAAUGGAAUUGAACUUCGAUAAAAUUUUCAGAAUAGCAAUUAUUUCGCAAAAAUUCAGUGGCACGUACCCAUACACGAAGAGAGACAAAAAAUGGGCAACGCACUUUAUUCUAAUGCACGGAGAGCUCACUAUAAUCUGCAUGUUAUUCAUCUACAACAUUAUCGAAUUCGAUUUAAAGGCCGCCGAUUAUUCGCAAAUGUGCCGAAACAUGUGCCUGUCCUUCGUUUACUUGGUAAUCACGCUUCUCUACAUCAACAUGCUUUAUUAUCAAAGCAAAUUGAAGAUGUUAAUUGAAACCAUGAAGGCUGAAUAUGAAAUAGCGAAGACGAUGUCAGAAGAAGAGCAAAACGUGAUACUUGAAUACGCGAAAAAAGGCCGAUGGCUUUGCCGAGCGUGGGCGAUCCUGACCACAUGUGGCAUGGCCCAGUUUUUUCUCAAGAGUAUAGUAUGCACGAUUUAUUCGGCCAUUCAGGGCAAUUUCAGAAUAGUCCAAUAUUACGAAGUGAUCUAUCCAGAAGUUAUUGAAAGACACAGGAAUAACCCAGUUAUAUUUAUAACCAUGUACUUUUGUACAUUCUUUUAUUCAUUGUAUACUUCGGCAUUGUAUACAAGCGUUUUGCCAUUGGGCCCGAUAUUCUUGCUGCACGGCUGCGCUAAGCUCGAAAUCGUCAGAUUGAACAUUAAGAACUUGUUUGAUAAUGACGAUUACGUAGUUCAAGAGAGACUUAAGAAGACCGUAAUACAAAUGCAGGAAAUAUACUGGUAA